Batrachochytrium dendrobatidis JAM81 is the source of this 534-nucleotide messenger RNA. RefSeq lists its product as uncharacterized. The transcript is spliced from 3 exons. NCBI's taxonomy places the organism in Eukaryota, Fungi, Chytridiomycota, Chytridiomycetes, Rhizophydiales. The record is from RefSeq and is a predicted model, not a curated record. The coding region runs from base 18 to 497 and encodes 159 amino acids. Gene Ontology annotation, biological process: mitochondrial electron transport, cytochrome c to oxygen.
AUCACACUAGCAUUACCAUGUUUGCUAUUCGUUCUGCUCUGCGUCAGGCUAAACCUGUGAUCCAGCGCUCUCCCUAUCAGCAGCGAUUUUCAUCUUCUUUGACACCUUCAGCUCUUUCUCAUAUUGAGGCUCGUUGGGUCAAGCUUCCCGAGGCUGAGCAAGGUGCCAUUGCAGACCAACUCGCUGAGCUGCAAAAGGGAGAUUGGAAAGCACUGACUCUUGAACAGAAGCGUGCAGCCUACUUUAUUGCCUAUGGACCCUAUGGUGCUCGAACUCCUGCCGAUCCUGUUUUAAGAAUUAAAGUUGCCUCGUGGGUUGUGUUUUUCCUUGCCACAGCUGGUACUCUGCUGGCUGUUUGGGAAUCUGUUAAGAACAAGCCCAAGACAUUUUCAAAGGAAUGGAAGGAAGCAGAAGAUGCUCUUGCAAUCGAGAGAAAGAUGAAUCCCUUCAGCGGUGCAUAUGCCAAGGUUCUCGAAGCCGAGAACAAAUCUGCUUGAUUGUGUUUUGCAAUGAAGAGUUUGAUUUCUUUACGCA